UGUAAAUAGAUCAUUUUUCCCUGAGACGACCGCCGCACAAACGUUAUUUUCGGUUUCUCCUUCCUCAGUCAUGCAAUCUUAAGCGAAUUGAAUCCUCAAUCGAAACCCUAAUUUCACCCAGAAACCCUAGAUCAAUUAAAGAACCUUCAAAAAAUGGGUGGUCAUGGAGGUCUAAACAUCCUCCCUCAGAAAAAAUGGAACGUAUACAACUUUGAUAAUCGCGAGAAAGUUCGAAAAGACGAAGAAGCCGCAGCCAAAGAGGAACAACUCAAACGCGAGCAAUCUCGCAAACGUGAUUCCGAAUUCCGUCUUCAACAACUUCGCCGCGCUCGUGGCAUUGAUCCUGAAUCCGACAUAAAAGAUACACCUUCUCAACAAGUUGUUGAACCAGAAUCAAAUUCCGUUGUUGAAUCAAAAUUAGAGUCAAAAUCAGAAUCAAAUCAUGUUAAUUUGUUUGAGGGAAUUAAGAUAUUUGAUCCAAUUCAGGCUAUUGAGAAAGUUCGAGAAGAUGAAGGGAACAAAAAGAAGAUGAAGAAGGAGGAAGUUAGAGUGGUGGGACCAGAAGAUGAGAAAUAUAGACUUGGAUAUGGAGUGGCAGGGAAAGGAGUCAAAGCUCCUUGGUAUGCGAUUAAGCCUGAAAAAGAGGUUGAGGAAUACGAGGAUGCAAAGAGUGGAAAGAAACGGAAGUUUGAGAGUGGGGAGAAGAUUAAGGUGAAGAAGAGUGUGGAGGAGUUGAGAGAGGAAAGGUUGAAGAGAGAAAAAUUGGAGAAGGAGAGGGCACGAGCGUUGAUCUUGCAGAAGAGAGGCUCCAAUGGCCGCUAUCAAAGUGACAGAGAAAGGAGGCAAUGGCAUUGAGUAUUUUUAAUUUCUUGUUGAAUUGCUCUCACGCACGUGUUUCAUGGGCAGCAUCUGGAUUGAGUUCUCUCCUUGUGGCACUGGUGGGAAUUCUGAAUCUGAACGACAGGAAUCGGACGUUGCUUCAAAUACCUGUGCUUAUAGUUGAUUGAAGUGCUUUUGGGCUUUCUACUGCAGAAAUUUCUCUUCUUUUACUUGUUUAAGCUGGCAACCAUCUGGACCUGACACCAAACUGCUGAUCAGAUGUCAUGAAUUGCUGCUUCUUUCUUCGAGAUCUAUCCUGUUUAUCUCUCAGAUUCUACUCAAAAUCCAAUGGGUUUGGCUAUGUGUGAUUUAUGUAUUAGUCUUCCUAGUUUAAAAAAAACUGAGUGAUCAUAAUUCAGAAUUCAGAUGUAGCAAAGGCAUAUAUAUUGGUCACCCGAUAAAUGAUUUUGUAUUUGAUUUGGGCUUCUUUACCUCUCAUUAUGUCUUUGAUGCA
Molecule: messenger RNA, 1333 nt
Organism: Amaranthus tricolor (Joseph's coat)
Lineage: Eukaryota; Viridiplantae; Streptophyta; Magnoliopsida; Caryophyllales; Amaranthaceae
Exons: 2
Coding region: 154-855 (233 amino acids)
Source: RefSeq, a predicted model, not a curated record